This is a messenger RNA of Cylicocyclus nassatus, 335 nucleotides long. NCBI's taxonomy places the organism in Eukaryota, Metazoa, Nematoda, Chromadorea, Rhabditida, Strongylidae. The record is from the annotation of a GenBank genome assembly.
CAUCAUCGUUGUUUACUCGUGGUAUCUGACCAGGACUACUGUAGAUGAUCAAAUGAAGAAUAUCAAUUGGAAGAUACAAUGUGUGGAACAACGACUACGCAUGCAAGAACCGAACAUACACCUCAUAGAAGAAAUGGCGAAGAAACUCGACGUUACGUACGACGAUCUAGCACAAGAUUCAAAGAAAAUACUUAGCAGCAUAUGGGGACAGGACUCUAAAAAUGCUCAAAUCUAACAGUGUUCAACAACGUAUAGAAUUCCCGAGCAGCCAAGAUGCUCAUAAUGUUGUAUUGAAUUUUGUAGAUAAACUUUCAAGACUAACUAAAAUUUUGUGG